AAAAUCAUAAACGAGACAACUAACUUUCCUGGCAAAACUAACUGAGCUGAGUGCCAGACUUUGUGCUGAAACUGAAAGAGAGAGGAGAAUGGAUCUGAGCACUGAGCAAGCUCUAGCACUGCUACUGAUCCUGAACAGUGCUCACCUCACAGCAGCAGAUUGUUCUACACAAGGUCAUGACGAUGUCACUGGCUCAGCUGGGGGAAGAACUGUGCUGCCCUGUUAUUACACCCUCAUCACUGGGCAGUAUGUAAAAGUCAAUUGGUAUGCAUAUCGCGAUCGGGGGAAUGCAGAUCUAUUAAUCGACUCAAAGACCCCCUCAGCACACAUCCCUGUGCAGUGGAGUGGCCGAGUGAAGCUGUCUGAUGAAGUCUCCACUGGAAACGCCUCUCUGCUAAUCUCUGGGCUCAGACUGGAGGAUGCUCGGGAUUACACAUGUUCAGUGUGGGUCAAUCAGGAAUGCAUCACUUACCAGAAUGUUAGACUGACAAUUCAAGGACCUCCAAAGACAGAUUCACCCACUGCACAAUCAACCCCUGAAGCUUUCCAGUCCAGUAUUCCCGCUAUCCUUGCCGCAGUACUCGUCUCUGCUGCCAUUGGCAUCAUAGGUGCUGCAAUCUUUGUCAUUUUAAAGUACAAAAGAAGAGCAGCGAAUGCUAAUUCGAAUAACCAGAAUGCUAGAGAUCAGAAUGUGAGCACAGACAUGGUCACCUACGCUAUAAUCGAUCACACGAGACAGCCAGGAGGAGCCCCAGACUGGUCAAGGUUCAGUGCUGUGGGAAAAACGGAGUACGCCACUGUCCUGAUCCACUGAUAGGACACUUCUCACACAGCCACCAGGGAUACAAGAUGAACCAAGGACUGUUUAGUUUUCUUUUGUGGUUUUGUAAAUAAAAUGUGCUUUGUCAAGGUGAGUGGGUCCACGUGAAAGAGGAGCUGUAUAGUUUUGUUUCUGUUUGUUGCGAUUAGUAACUGUGACUCACAAACCACCUGCAUAUUAAUAGAACAGGUGUGCUUUCUAUUCCUGUACUGAUGCUCACAAUAAGCUGGAGGGGUUAGCGACACAUGUGGGCAUUCUAUUGCUCCCAACACAUUGGGGAAACUAGAAAUGUCAUAGAAAUGUAUUAUCAAGGCUUGUACGUACACCAUGCUUUUAGAAAAAAAUUGGUAUUUGCCUAAAAAAUGCAAUGAGCAUAACUGGCAACGCUCAAGAAAAAACAGACUAGGUAAUGCCAGCAACAGCUGCCACAGCCCCCGGAAAGGACACAGAGCCAAGAUAAUGCAGGGUGGACAAUAGUUUGACCACUGCAGGGAUAGCAUGGCAUCUCUGGGGGACAGGCUCCAUGUCAUCUUUUAAAUCAGACAGCAGCUGAAGAAUUGUGUGGCUGCCAAGCCUGUCCCUGUACUUAAUUUGGUCUUCAUUUAAAUCAAAGAGGGUGAUGUGGGUACGAAAUGCCCUUUCUCUUAUCCUACAAAUCACUCGUUCUUACUGAAGACAAUGUUUCCUUUUUGCUGCAAUCACGUUCACCAUGGUUAGGGGAUAGUUUUUUGUUAAUUGCGACUGUGUAAAACAUGCUUUCAAAAGUUCUCAACAAAUUGAUGCAAUUGUUUGUGUUGCAAUUGCCGUCAGCUUUAGUACAU
This is a messenger RNA of Polyodon spathula (Mississippi paddlefish), 1641 nucleotides long. RefSeq lists its product as uncharacterized. The coding region runs from base 89 to 814 and encodes 241 amino acids. The record is from RefSeq and is a predicted model, not a curated record. Gene Ontology annotation, cellular component: external side of plasma membrane. The transcript has 5 exons. Gene Ontology annotation, biological process: T cell costimulation; positive regulation of T cell proliferation; cell surface receptor signaling pathway. NCBI's taxonomy places the organism in Eukaryota, Metazoa, Chordata, Actinopteri, Acipenseriformes, Polyodontidae.